UCAAAUUAUUGCUUAAAAGCUUGCAGACAGUGACUGUCAAUAACCUUUUAUUGUAGCUUGUUUCAAGACUCCUUAAUUACUGUCCAACUCUCAAAUGUUUUAUCUGUUCAUUUCUUACAUAUCUGAUCAUUAAUGACAAGCCAUAGCAUCAGGUAAUAAAAGAAAAGUGUGGUGUUAUUUGAUGGAUCGUCCGGCGGGGGAACAGAGCUUCCUGCAGAGGAAGAUGACAAAGCAAUUGACAGGGAAGAGGGAUGACUCCCCUUUUCAUGCUGCGGCGAGGGCGGGGAAUUUGGAAAUGGUAUUGGAGCUUUUGUCUGAAAUUGAGGAAAAAGAGUUGAAGGAGUUGUUGUCUAAACAGAAUCAAUCAGGAGAAACUGCUCUUUAUGUGGCUGCGGAAUGCGGCCAUGUCGAAUUAGUGAAGGAGAUGAUUAAAUAUUGUGAUACGAGUAUGGCUGCUGUUAAAGCUCGAAAUGGUUAUGAUGCUUUUCAUAUUGCUGCCAAGCAAGGUGAUUUGGAAACCUUGACAGUUCUGAUGGAGGCGAAUCCAGAACUUGCGAUGACUUUUGAUGCAUCAAAUACGACGCCUCUGCAUUCCGCUGCAUCCCAAGGUCAUAUUGAAGUGGUGAAAUUCCUCCUGGAGAGAGAUAGCAGUAGCCUUGUCACCAUAGCGAAAAGCAACUUUAAAACUGCUUUGCAUUCAGCUGCAAGAAAUGGGCAUUUGGAGAUUCUGAAAGCCCUUUUGAGCAAGGACCCUGGAAUCUCUACAAAGAUAGAUAGGAAAGGCCAAACAGCUCUACAUAUGGCUGUUAAAGGACAGAAUGUUCAGGUUGUAGAUGAGCUCAUUUUGUCCGAAACUUGUCUCAUAAACAUGGUUGAUUCUAAAGGCAACAAUCCGUUGCAUAUUGCAGCCCGUAAGGGCAGGGCUGAGAUUGUAAAGAAGUUGCUUGAAAACAAGGGACUUGAUAAAAUAGCUAUUAAUAGAUCCGGAGAGACAGCCUUUGACACUGCUCAGAAAUCAGGCCAUUCGGCAGUAAUUUCCAUAUUGGAAGAGCAUGGUGUCCAGUCUGCGAAAUCCAUGAAGCCGAGUACAACAAGCAGAGCCCGCGAGCUAAAGCAAACUGUGAGUGACAUAAAACACGAAGUUUAUGACCAGCUUAAGACUACGCGCAAAACGGGAAAACACGUUCAAGGUAUAGCAAAACGACUAAACAAAAUGCAUACAGAAGGUCUCAACAAUGCAAUCACCUCAACCACUGUUGUCGCUGUUCUGAUUGCAACGGUUGCAUUUGCCGCAAUUUAUCAAGUCCCGGGUCAAUUCGCUGAUGAUCCAAAGCAUCUUGCUCCAGGACAAUCUGCUGGAGAAGCAAAUGUUGCUUCACGACCCGAGUUCAUGAUUUUCAUCAUAUUUGAUUCAAUUGCUCUCUUCAUAUCACUUGCUGUUGUGGUAGUUCAAACUUCUGUUGUAGUUAUCGAGAGAGAGGCGAAGAAGCAACUCAUGUCGGUGAUUAACAAGUUAAUGUGGUUGGCCUGUGUACUGAUAUCAGUCGCAUUCCUUGCGCUCGCAUAUGUUGUCGUGGGAGAUAACGGAAGGUGGUUGGCUCUUUGCGUAACUGCUAUAGGAACCGUGAUCAUGGCAGCUACCAUUGGAACAAUGUGUUAUUGGGUAAUCAUUCAGAAAAUCGAGUCUUCUAAACUGCGGAGCAUUAGGAGAUCAUCGAUAAGUAGAUCGCUAUCCGGGUCAAAGUCAAUUAUGGAAGAAUCAGAGGUUUUGGAGAGUGACUAUAAGAAACUUUAUGCAAUAUGAUACUAUAUUUUCUUGAUGCAUAGAAAUAGUUUCUAGUUUUAUUGUAUAUAAUAUAGAUAUUUUUGCUUAUACUGAAGCAGGUCAUAUUGCAGUUUUAGAUAAUCUGCUAGAAGCAGAGGAUCAUAACAUUUAAUUUUUGAAGUUGAUAGUAAUUAGAAAGUAGUUAUAGUGAAUAAUGUAAUUAUAUUUUUGUAACAAUCAGAAUAUUCGAGGAAAUACAGUUAUGGGAAUUAUUGUUGCUA
Messenger RNA from Mercurialis annua (annual mercury), 2046 nucleotides. RefSeq names its product ankyrin repeat-containing protein At5g02620-like. The coding region runs from base 182 to 1804 and encodes 540 amino acids. The transcript has 4 exons. The record is from RefSeq and is a predicted model, not a curated record. NCBI's taxonomy places the organism in Eukaryota, Viridiplantae, Streptophyta, Magnoliopsida, Malpighiales, Euphorbiaceae. Gene Ontology annotation, molecular function: protein phosphatase 1 binding; protein phosphatase regulator activity. Gene Ontology annotation, cellular component: plasma membrane.